GCAUCCUUGCAGGGGAAGGGGCAGAUGCAGUAAUUUGCCCAAGAACCCACAGUUUAUCAGUCGUGGAAUGGGACUUAGACUCCAGAUAUUCGGAGUCUCGGAAAGUAAACAUUUCCCCAGCGGCGGAGAGCUAAUUUGGCUCUUCCCCCUUCCUCCACUAGGGAGAGGCUGCAGACACCCCCAGAAAACUCUGCCUAGAGGCUUGGCACACGGGGAACUUUGUCAAGUGGACGCUGUCCCUCCGACAAAUUGUCCUUGGCAACAUCGCCACUUACCAGCUGGGGUCAUUUCUCCCCCGGUGGCAGGGGAACACCUACUGCCACUGACCAAGGGGGCCCUGGGAGCGGUAGGUCCGCCGGCUUCGCGGCCUGCGAGGGUUGCUGUCGGUCGGUCGCGACGCUGUCGGGGCUCACCCUCACUGGGGUUCCUGCCGGGGGGGGGGGGGGGUGGGGAGGCGACCAGGACCUCCCCAACACCGGGGCCUCCGUCGGGGGGGCGCGCCCUCGGCGAGGUGAAGCGUGCCCCCACACCAUCUUAAGGAGAGCUGAGGACAGGCAGGGGUUGCGGGACCACUGGACUGCCCGGGGAGACUCCGGGGACGUGACAGGAAUGCCUCCUCCGCGGUCGCAGAGGUCAGUCCUCCACUAUCCCAGAGUGCCCCAGAUCCCGGAAGUGCCCUGCUUUCCGGAAGUGCCCGGCAGGCUGAAGGAAAGGAGGUUUGCCUGAGCGCUGCAAAGAGAGGGCUGUGGUUCUGGUGCGUGGGGGGUGGGGGGGGGCGGCUCCAGGUGCUACUCGGGGUUGAGGUGAGCGUCGGGAGGGAGCUGGGCGGAGGGAUGAUGGAGGAAGAGGAACUGGAGUUCGUGGAGGAGCUGGAAGCCGUGCUGCAGCUCACGCCUGAUGUGCAGCUCGCCAUCGAGCAGGUGUUUCCAAGCCAGGAUCCUCUAGAUAGAGCAGAUUUCAAUGCCGUGGAGUAUAUCAAUACCCUGUUCCCAACAGAGCAAUCUCUGGCAAACAUUGAUGAAGUUGUGAACAAAAUUAGACUGAAAAUAAGGAGACUGGAUGACAAUAUUCGAACUGUUGUAAGAGGUCAGACGAACGUGGGGCAGGAUGGCAGGCAAGCACUUGAAGAGGCCCAGAAAGCUAUCCAGCAGCUCUUUGGCAAAAUCAAAGAUAUCAAAGACAAAGCAGAAAAAUCAGAGCAAAUGGUUAAAGAAAUCACCCGCGAUAUUAAGCAGCUAGAUCAUGCCAAACGCCACCUGACCACCUCCAUCACAACGCUGAACCACCUGCACAUGUUAGCAGGUGGCGUGGAUUCCCUUGAAGCCAUGACCAGGCGAAGACAGUAUGGAGAAGUUGCUAAUCUUCUUCAGGGUGUGAUGAAUGUUCUGGAGCACUUCCACAAGUACAUGGGAGUUCCACAGAUCCGGCAGCUUUCUGAGAGAGUGAAAGCCGCCCAGACUGAGUUGGGACAGCAAAUCCUGGCCGAUUUUGAAGAAGCAUUUCCUUCCCAGGGCACCAAGAGGCCAGGAGGACCCAGCAACGUCCUACGAGAUGCGUGUCUGGUUGCUAAUAUUUUGGACCCUAGAAUCAAACAGGAAAUCAUCAAAAAGUUUAUUAAACAGCAUCUGUCAGAAUAUCUAGUACUUUUUCAAGAAAACCAAGAUGUUGCCUGGCUGGACAAAAUCGACAGACGCUAUGCCUGGAUAAAACGCCAGCUCGUGGACUAUGAGGAGAAAUAUGGCCGUAUGUUUCCACGUGAGUGGUACAUGACCGAGAGGAUUGCAGUAGAAUUUUGCCACGUCACAAGGACAGAACUCGCCAAGAUUAUGCGUACCAGAGCCAAGGAAAUUGAAGUGAAAUUGCUUCUUUUUGCUAUUCAGAGAACAACUAACUUUGAGGGGUUUCUUGCAAAACGCUUCUCCGGGUGCACCCUGACAGAUGGAGCUCUGAAAAAACUCGAGUCUCCACCCCAAUCGACCAAUCCCUUCCUGGAAGAUGAACCAGCGCCAGAAAUGGAGGAACUGGCGAUAGAGAAGGGAGACUUAGAUCAACCAAAGAAGCCUAAAGCCCCAGACAAUCCGUUUCAUGGCAUUGUUUCCAAGUGUUUUGAGCCUCAUCUCUACGUGUAUAUUGAGUCCCAGGACAAAAACCUUGGAGAGCUGAUAGAUCGGUUCGUGGCCGAUUUCAAAGCCCAGGGGCCACCUAAGCCCAACACUGAUGAAGGGGGUGCUGUGCUCCCCAGCUGUGCUGACCUCUUUGUCUACUACAAGAAGUGCAUGGUGCAGUGCUCUCAACUCAGUACUGGGGAGCCGAUGAUCGCUCUGACCACCAUUUUCCAGAAGUACCUCCGAGAAUAUGCCUGGAAAAUCCUCUCUGGCAAUCUGCCCAAAACCACAAGCAGCAGUGGAGGGCUGACCAUCAGCAGCCUCCUCAAGGAAAAGGAAGGCUCAGAAGUGGCCAAGUUCACUCUAGAGGAGCUCUGCCUCAUCUGCAGCAUCCUGAGCACAGCAGAGUACUGUCUGGCCACCACCCAGCAGCUAGAAGAAAAACUCAAAGAAAAAGUUGAUGUGAGUCUGACUGAACGAAUCAAUCUGACCGGAGAAAUGGAUACGUUCAGCACUGUCAUCUCUAGCAGCAUCCAGUUGUUGGUUCAAGAUCUCGAUGCUGCCUGCGACCCUGCCCUCACUGCCAUGAGCAAGAUGCAGUGGCAGAAUGUGGAGCACGUUGGUGACCAGAGCCCUUAUGUCACCUCUGUCAUUCUUCACAUUAAGCAGAAUGUCCCUAUCAUCCGCGACAACCUGGCCUCCACCCGGAAAUACUUCACUCAGUUCUGCAUUAAAUUUGCAAACUCCUUCAUUCCCAAGUUCAUCACUCACCUCUUCAAGUGCAAGCCAAUUAGCAUGGUGGGAGCAGAACAGCUGCUGCUGGACACCCAUUCCUUGAAGAUGGUCCUGCUUGAUCUACCUUCCAUUGGCUCACAGGUGGUGAGGAAAGCACCUGCCAGUUACACUAAAAUUGUUGUGAAAGGCAUGACCCGGGCAGAAAUGAUACUCAAGGUAGUGAUGGCCCCUCACGAACCGUUGGUGGUGUUUGUUGACAACUAUAUCAAACUCCUUACGGACUGCAACACAGAAACCUUCCAGAAGAUACUGGACAUGAAGGGGCUGAAGAGAAGCGAGCAGAGCAGCAUGCUGGAGCUCCUGCGCCAGAGGCUCCCCACCCCGCCUUCAGGGCCAGAAGGCUCCGGCUCACUGUCACUACUGGCUCCGACACCAGAACAGGAAUCCUCUCGCAUCCGCAAACUAGAGAAACUGAUUAAAAAGAGACUGUAGGAGCAUGCAUGGGGCACUGUUUUCCCUGGCUGGUGGCCCUCAGCACCCGGCUGCCUGGAAGCCCCCCCACCAAUCCUGCAUUCCCCCUGACUCUCAGAUCAUCAAUCCUGAAACCUCCUGGGACAUUUGGGUUGUUCAUGUGUCUUCUCCAUGACCUGUCUUAAUUCUUGUCCUAAUCAAAAAGCCAAGCAAGGGCAGGGUGAUAAAAAGGCUACAGAGUUGGUCUUUGAUUCUAUAGCAGAGGCAGCGGUGGGUGAAAGGGCCCUGCGGUUCACUUGUGUUCCUGAGCUGCUCGUCACUGGCUUUACAGCCUCACCUCUGCUGUCACACCUUCUGGCACGUGGCCCUAUCUGCCCCACCUGGCCAGACAACAUGGGUAGAAGCCCUGGAUCUCACCCCUUCCUCCAUUUGCUGCUGUGGGAGGUUACCCCUGCAGCCAGAUGCUAAGAUUUGUGCUCCCUGUUCUGUGGGCUUGGGUCUGGGGCCUGAGCUAAUGCAGUGACACAGUACAGCUGUAGGACAUUAGUCUUGCCUGAUGAAGGCAGUGGAAGCAAGUGCAUUCUUCCUUCUAGAUCCAUCUCCUGGUAUGUAUUGUCAUGCCUAGGCCAGGUUAUCUCAGUAAUCUCCGGUCCCCUCUCUGUAUGUGUCUCAGGAGAAAGUCCCUCUGUGUGUCUCACCCAGGAAGACUGUAUGUGCUAGGCCUCAGAAGCAGGUGCCCUCUGUGCCCUGGGGCUUCUUGCCUGGGUAUGGGGGUACACCCAUAUCUGCCUUGGAGAGAGGGUUCUGCUCGGCAUACUCACCGCAUGCUGUAAGCAGAUUAUUUUCUCCAUUUCUUUAUUCCCACUCUAGCCCUGACUUCUAGGGGAGGGAUUGCCUUCUGUGAAAAGAAACUAGGAAGUUUUCCUAGAAAACUUGUCCUAGGCUUUCUCCUCAGAUGACGCUGUGGGACAGCACAGGAGGCCUGGGCCCUCUAAUCCCCUUCCUGGCCAUGU
Acinonyx jubatus (cheetah) is the source of this 4324-nucleotide messenger RNA. RefSeq names its product VPS53 subunit of GARP complex (gene VPS53). Gene Ontology annotation, biological process: retrograde transport, endosome to Golgi. Bases 834 to 3332 code for a protein of 832 amino acids. The record is from RefSeq and is a predicted model, not a curated record. The transcript has 22 exons. Lineage: Eukaryota; Metazoa; Chordata; Mammalia; Carnivora; Felidae. Gene Ontology annotation, cellular component: GARP complex.